Syngnathoides biaculeatus (alligator pipefish) is the source of this 4321-nucleotide messenger RNA. RefSeq names its product SLIT and NTRK-like protein 3. Gene Ontology annotation, cellular component: GABA-ergic synapse; postsynaptic density membrane. Lineage: Eukaryota; Metazoa; Chordata; Actinopteri; Syngnathiformes; Syngnathidae. Gene Ontology annotation, biological process: regulation of presynapse assembly; positive regulation of synapse assembly; axonogenesis. Bases 1579 to 4314 code for a protein of 911 amino acids. The transcript has 6 exons. Gene Ontology annotation, molecular function: protein binding. The record is from RefSeq and is a predicted model, not a curated record.
AAACCUGUUGACAAGAUCGGCGAAGUACUGGUGUCAGGAAAAAUCAAUUGGUCCAUUCAUUGAUCAAACAUCUUAUGUAAUAUUUACUGUUCAUCUGGGUUUUCCGUAAAAUAACUGAAGAAAAAUCUUCGGACGGAUCAUUGUGUACAUUUUAUUUUGGUAGCGUGCUGAGGGGUUUUCCAAUAUAAAAUACAUAUAUGCCUUGGCUCAGUAAAAGUGGAGAAAGACUGACUAACACCCCUCCUUCUUCUUCUUCUUCUUGUCGUCUCACUUUCUGUUCCCUGAUUAUUAUUCGUGCUAUUAAAUGGAGCUGUUCAUUAGACGGCGGCAUUAUGAAUCCCAUUUGCAUUCGCCCAUAUUCAUAUCGCAUACAUUAAAAAACAACACGCGCGUGACAUUUGGGCUUCAGCGGGCAUGUGAGCGCGCUGAUGAAUAUAUUCAUGACUCUCCUCGAUCCCGCCCCUGAAAAAAAGGAGGAGGAAAAAAAAAAGCACAUUAUACAAUUUGAUCCGCAGGUGAAACGGGCGCACGUUUUUGCCUUUUGUUGUUUGCGUUUUCAAAGUCGGUACGGCGGUUUAAACAAUAAAGCCGACGAGAUGCGAAGCAGCAACCGCUAAAACAACAAAAGGAUUUCCUCAGGGGGAAGACGUGGACAGUAGUAAACUGGCCAAGUGGAUCUCCAGACUUAAACUCUACAGAGAAUCAAUCAAUCAAUCAAAACUCGUCGCAUGGACGCCAGAGCAAAGAUUUCAACGCCGAACUGCAGAACAUGCUAAUCACUAGCUCACCAUGCAUCCCCAAGGAAUAACAUUUAUUUUUCGUUACAUUCUCUUUAAUGUUGGUGCGACUUGGCAUGUUACCUGCUUUCGGUGUUUGACCUUGGAGUUCCAUGCAGUGGUGCCUCGAGUGACCCGACUUAAUCACAAACUUCUCGAAAUAAACAUAAAACAAAGAAAUACAUUCUACUGUGUGUAUUUAAAACAAACGCAAAGCCUCUCCUACCUUAAUGCUAACAUGCAAUUGGUAACUAUAGGCACACGGGCUAACAAAUUAGCAUCAAUGCGGUAUCUGGAAAAAAAAAUGGUGCAGCAACACAUGCACACUGAUAAUACUCACAGGCUUAUAUUCUUUAUAGUCUGUGAAGAAUGACUCAUAUUACUGCAGUACUGAGAAGCUGAGAAAGGAGAUGAGUCCCCAGCAUUAGUACCCGUAUGUCUGUCUUAUACCGCCCCCGGGCAUAAUCUGGCUCUGUUUUGACGUGUUUUGUCAAAAGUCUCGCAGAUGUCACGCCAUACGCCCGAUUAGCCUGCUCGGGCUCGUCCCCUCCCUCUUCCCUCCCCGGCAAGGCCCGGGGGCGUCUCGCUCUUUGUGAUCGUACACGCAUUGUGCGCUUCGGUAUGCUCGUGACGCAUCAUCAAUCUGAUUCAUCCCGAGCUGCCUCGCUCCGCUGUUUGCCCUCUUUUAACUGUGUUUGUGUCCUUGUCGCGCUGGAUGCGGCGCACGGACGUCAGUGAGGGGCCGACGUCGGGCCGCCGCCCCGGGCUGGUGAGCUGAACUGGGAGAAACGGCGCGCUGAGGAUGCAGUGGGUCACCCUGGCCGUGGCCCUGGGGUUCGCGGCGGCGGCGGGUCUGGCCCGGGCGUCCCACGGCGGACCCACCCCCACCCCCACCUCCACGCACACGCCCCUGGUGGACAACUCCGAGGAGGAAGUGGACGAGCCCUGUUUCGAGCCGUGCACGUGCGAGGUCAAGGAAGGCGUGCUGCACGUGCAUUGCGAUGGCCGGGGCUUCACCAACGGGAGCCAGGUGUCACAGUCGUGGGUCCGCCCUUUCAAACUCAACCUCCAGAGGAACUCGCUGAGGCGUCUCUAUAGCAACGGCUUCCAGCACCUUGGCAACGCAGUGUCGAUAAACCUGGGCAACAACGGUCUGCAGGACAUCCGGGUGGGCGCGUUCCACGGCCUGGCCAAGCUGAGACGCCUCUACCUCCACGAGAACAAGCUGGAGGUCUUCAGGAAUGACACCUUUGCCGGCUUGGAGGCGCUGGAGUACCUCCAGGCCGACUACAACGUUAUCAAACGCAUCGACAGCGGCGCUCUGAGGUUCCUGUACAAGCUGCGGGUUCUGAUCCUCAACGACAACCUGAUCCCAGUCUUGCCUGCUCAUCUCUUCAGAUCUGUUUCGCUGACUCAUCUGGACCUGAGGGGAAACCGUCUAAAGAGUCUGGCAUAUGCCGGGACCCUGGAAUACGUGGGCCGCUCCCUCAUGGAGAUCCAGCUGGAAGAGAAUCCCUGGAACUGUGGCUGCGAGGCGGUGCAGCUGCAGCAGUGGCUGGGUCAGAUCCCCUACACUGCAGUGGUGGGGGACGUUACCUGCGAGUAUCCCUUCCAUCUUCACGGGAAGGACUUGAGGGAGAUCCCUCGCAAGGAGCUUUGCGCUGAGCUCCCGGAUAAAGACUUGCAAGUGGAAGGCGGGAGAGCCUCGGGGGGCACGCAGCCCCAACACUUGCCCCCUAAUUCCAAGCCCAACCCCCACCCAGGGCGGGUUAGACCGACCAAACCCUCUUCCAUGGUGCACGGCUCCCGUCAAAACACUCACACCUCCUCCACGUCCUCGACGUCUUCUUCCGCUGAGCGCAGGGACCGCGACCGAGCCCCGCGGCCCACCAAAAAGCCUCGCCCCUCAAGGACAUCGCCCACAUCACGCAGCCCCAACCAGAAUCCCCCCGUGGCGGGUUACCAGACCCGGCCGCCCAUUCCCAUCAUCUGUCCGCUGGGCUGCACCUGCAACCUGCACAUCACCGACCUGGGCCUGACCGUCAACUGCAAGGAGAACGGCUUCCUCAACGUUUCCCAGCUGACGCCGCGACCGCUCAACGGACGCAAGCUGUACCUGAGCGGGAACCUGAUCCAGAGAAUCUACCGUACAGACUUCUGGAACUUUUCCAGCCUGGACCUGCUGCACCUGGGGAGCAACCGCAUCUCCUACCUGCAGGAGGGGGCCUUCUCCAGCCUGACCAACCUAAGAAGCCUCUACCUGAACGGGAACAACCUGGAGAGGCUCAGCCCCGACAUGUUCCUGGGACUGCAGAAUCUCAGGUACCUUUACUUCGAGUACAACGAGAUCCGAGAGAUGGAACGGGGAACCUUGGACGCCAUGCCGUCGCUCCAGCUCCUGUUCCUGAACGCCAACCUCCUCCGGAGUCUUCCUCUGGGUGUGUUUUCCGCCGUCAACCUGGCUCGCCUCAACCUGAGGAACAACCACCUGCUGCAGCUCCCCACGGAGGGCGUCCUGGAGCACCUGACGGGCUUGGUUCAGGUGGACCUGCAGCAGAACCCGUGGGAGUGCAACUGCGAAGCGGCGCCCCUCAAGCGCUGGCUGGAGGGCCUUAGCGCCGUGGUGGUGGUGGGCGAGGUGGUGUGCCACUCCCCAGAAAAAACCAAAGGCGUGGACCUGCGCUCGCUCUCCAUGGAGGUUCUGUGCCCGGAGCUGGAGCCCCAAGAGGAGUGGGAGCAGCGGGGGGUCACCUCGGCCACGGUCGACGGGGGAGCGCCGGGCGCUCACCCCGACGCGGAGCCCAGUCCCCUGAUCCCCCCCGGGAAGGAAUCCAUCCCGCUCUCGGUGCUGGUUCUCAGCCUUCUGGUUCUGUUCGUGUCGGCGUUUUUCGCCGGGGCGGCGCUCAUCGCGUACACCCUGCGGCGGCGGGACAAGCUCCCCUUCCGCCGCCAGGGGGAGGUGGACCUGGCCGGCAUCCAGAUGGAGUGCGGGAUCUUCACCGAGGGGAACCACCACCACCACCACCACCACCACGGUCUGGCCGAGACGCCGCCCCAACAUAACCACGUCUACGACACCAUCUCGGUGGCCAAAAGCCCCGACCCCGCGGAGAAGAAAAGGAGGGCGUCCGGCGGGUACCGAUCCACGGCUGAGAAAGACAGAGAAUGGACCCUCCGGAUGACCUCGUCCCCCAUCAGCACCGUGGCCGGGGCCGUGGGCCCCCUGGCGCCAGGCCUCCACGAGAACGGCAUCCUGUGCCCCACUGUGAUAGACAGCCAGGGCCCCACACCCAAGGUAGAACUGGUGGACUGCCUGUUCAGACUCCCCACCCCGGAGUUCCAGGACCUGCGAGACAGGUACUCCAGGCCGCCGCCUUGCUACCCUCACCCGCAGGACGCCCAGCUGCAGGACGCCGCCACCUCCGCCGGGUCCCAGAUCCGCGUGGUCACCGCGGCCGAGGAGGACAGCGAGCCGGGCGCCCGUCUGAUGACCACGCCGGACUACAUGGAGGUUUUGGACCGUUCCUACCAGUUUUAGCUGCCAC